AGGAGCGGCCGCUGCAGGGCAGGCAGGGGGAGAGACAGACACAAGGGGGCAGCCUGCAAAAGGGAGCUAACUCCCCGGGGGCUGCGGAGCCCCCCCGGUGCCCCCAAUAAACCCUGGAGGCCGAGCCAGCUGGAGAACACCCGUCGCACUCCCCCCGCGUGGAGGACAGCAACCUGGACACUGACUCUGUGUGUUACCUCCCACUCCCCAGGGGAAAUCUAUUCCAGCUCUUGGAAGCAGUUGAAAACACUCUGCUUCCCGCCCCGUUUUUUUCGCGGAGGGAAAAAUCUGGACAGUGUUCGUUGUCAUCUCCCUCCUAACUAUUAGCGAUUUCCACCCAAAGAGAGAUAAGUCUUGGAAAUAAACCUACCAAGAGGGGGCGAAAUCUAGGGGAGGAAAAGAUUUUUGGAAGUUGGUCCACGCCCCCUUCCUCCCGUUUUUUUUGUUUUGUUUAGGAUAUUUAAAAAAUUCUUAUUCUGCAGGGCACAGGUUCCCAGCUUCCUAGGAAAUCCUCUGGACGGUGAGGAGCUGAUUUGAAAGAAUAAUAAUACAAGGAUACAGCUGGGCCCAGUUUGCUUUUCCUGGUUUUUGUGUGUGAAGAUGCUAUCCUACAGCGUGCUGGACGCAAAUGUGGUGGAUGUGGAGAAAAGGCGAAACCCUUCUAAGCACUAUGUAUAUAUCAUAAAUGUAACAUGGUCUGAUUCAACUUCCCAGAUCAUCUACCGGAGAUACAGCAAAUUCUUUGACCUGCAGAUGCAGCUUCUGGAUAAAUUCCCCAUUGAAGGAGGCCAGAAAGACCCCAAGCAGAGGAUCAUCCCCUUUCUACCAGGUAAAAUCCUGUUCCGGAGGAGUCAUAUUCGAGAUGUAGCUGUGAAGAGACUGAAGCCCAUUGAUGAAUAUUGCAGGGCACUCGUCAGGCUUCCUCCUCACAUUUCACAGUGUGAUGAAGUCUUUAGGUUCUUUGAGGCUCGACCAGAGGACAUCAACCCUCCGAAAGAGGAAUAUGGAUCCUCAAAAAGAAAAUCAGUUUGGAUGUCCAGUUUCUCUGAGACUCCAAGGAAGAAUGUUACAGGUGCUGAUGCUAGUUCUGAACCUAUGAUCCUGGAGCAGUAUGUGGUGGUGUCCAGCUAUGAGAAACAGGAGAACUCGGAGAUCAGCCUUCAGGCUGGGGAAGUCGUGGACGUAAUAGAGAAAAACGAAAGUGGUUGGUGGUUUGUGAGCACAGCAGAGGAACAGGGCUGGGUCCCUGCCACAUACCUGGAAUCCCAAAAUGGCACUAGAGAUGAUUCGGAAAUUAACACAUCCAAAGCUGGGGAAGUUUCUAAGCGACGCAAGGCUCACCUGAGACGCCUGGACCGGCGAUGGACGCUGGGCGGGAUAGUCAACAGGCAGCAGAGUCGAGAAGAGAAAUAUGUCACAAUCCAACCGUACACCAGCCAAGGGAAGGAUGAGAUUGGGUUUGAAAAAGGGGUCACCGUGGAGGUCAUCCAAAAGAACCUGGAAGGAUGGUGGUACAUAAGGCAUCUAGGUAAAGAAGGCUGGGCCCCAGCAUCCUACCUGAAGAAGGCUAAAGAUGAUCUUCCGUCUAGGAAAAAGAACUUAACUGGGCCAGUGGAAAUUAUAGGCAACAUUAUGGAGAUCAGUAACCUGCUGAACAAGAAACCAUCCAGCGACAAGGAAACCCAAGCAGAAAACGAAAUGGCGGAAUCCCACAUCACAAAGAAAGAAAUCAGCUUACCCAUCUUGUGCAAUGACUCUAAUGGCAAUGCCAUGAUGACCUCAGACAAGCAGGCUUCAAAACUGGCUCAGGGAUCCCCUGCUGUAGCAAGGAUCGCACCACAAAGAGCUCAAAUAAGCUCUCCAAAUCUAAGAACUAGGCCUCCACCACGGAGAGAAUCCAGUCUGGGCUUCCAGUUGCCUAAACCACCUGAGCCACCAUCAGUGGAGGUGGAAUACUACACCAUUGCAGAAUUCCAGUCUUGUAUUUCUGACGGAAUAAGCUUUCGUGGAGGACAAAAGGCAGAGGUUAUUGAUAAGAACUCUGGUGGCUGGUGGUAUGUACAGAUUGGAGAGAAAGAAGGGUGGGCUCCAGCAUCUUACAUUGAUAAAAGGAAGAAGCCCAAUUUAAACAGAAGAACCAGUACUCUAACCCGACCCAAGGUCCCUCCCCCAGCACCUCCCAGUAAACCAAAAGAUGUGGAAGAAGGAACAGCUCCUGGGACUGUUUCAUCAGGAGAAGUCCAGGACUCCCCACAAAAGCUCAGAUAUGAAGAACCAGAGUACGAUGUGCCUGCCUUUGGCUUUGACUCGGAGUCCGAGGUGCAUGAAAGCCAUGGAGAUGAUAGUUCCUUGGAAAAACGUCUGUUUCAGCCACUUAAGCCAUCUCCUGUCUCAUCCCUGCAGAGGGCAAAGUUCAGAGUUGGUGAGUCUUCAGAGGAUGUUGCUCGUGAAGAAGAGAUCAUCUAUGAAAAUGAGGGAUUCAGGCCUUAUGUGGAGGACACUUCAUCAUGUAAAGAAUCUAGCGGAGACUCAGAUUCCCAAAAAAGCUCCUCUGUGUCUCUAAUCCGAAGAAACUCUCCAUGCUCCAGUUCUCCCAAAUCAUCGCUCCUGAAGCUCAAAUCUGACAAAAGCAUUCAGCCUGAUCUUGGAAAAUGUCACUACUCCAGGAAUGAUGAGAUAAAAUCCAGAUCAGCCUCAGAUGUUGGCUUACGUAGCAUGCCAAGAACAAGUGCGAAGAAGGAGCCUGGACAGAGCCCCUCAACGAAAGCAAAGCCAAUGGUUAGACCUAAGCCCUUCCUCAAUAAGGCAGAUUCUCAGAGCCAAGAAAAAAUGGAUAUCAGCACUUUAAGGCGUCAGCUGAGGCCAACUGGGCAGCUCAGAGGUGGACUUCAAGGUUCGAGAAGUGAAGAGUCUGAAAGCCCUCCACAAAUAGCUCCUGAGAGCCAAAACGACUCCCUUAGAAGAAGCUCCGCAGAUCUCAUUACAUCUCCUUCCCAUGCCAUUUUUUGCUCUAACCAUCCAGCCAAGCCAGAGCAAGAGAAUGACACAAAAUGUUUUUAUGUGACCUCUGACUCUUAUCAAAAGGUUCAGGAUUCUGAACUCUGCUUCCCAGCAGGAGUGGAAGUGGAAGUGUUGGAAAAGCAAGCCAGUGGAUGGUGGUACAUGAAAUAUGGAGAUAUGGAAGGGUGGGCUCCUUCCCACUACCUCGUACUUGCCGAUAGCCAACAAGAAGAAACUUCAGAGACCAACAUCUCGCUGGCCAGGAACAGAAGAAAUGAAAGCAAGUCAAACAGCUUGGAGAAGAUAGAGAAAAGAGUUCAAGCUUUGAACACCAUCAACCAGAACAAAAGAGCAAUGCCCCCAAUUCCAAGCAAACCCCCUGGUGGCUUUUCCAAAACUUCAGGGGCUGUGAAAAUGAGGAAUGGAGUGAGACAGUUAGCAGUGAGGCCACAGUCUGUGUUCGUCUCCCCGCCCCCAAAGGAUAAUAACCUGUCCUGCUCCCUGCGCAGGAAUGAAUCCUUAACUACUACAGACCAUCUAAGGGCUGUCCGCAGGAAUUCCUCUUUCAGCAGUGCGCGAUCACAGCCUGGUGACUCGAAGGCAAAGCAGACUGAUCAAUCGGGCAUAGAGGGAUUGGAGACAACCUCCAACCUAUCCACUCAGCGCAAUGGAAUCCCGGUGUCCACUGUCUGGCCAAAGCCCCUUGAAAAAUCCCAGUUCAUCCACAACAACCUCAAGGAUAUCUACGUUUCCAUUGCAGACUAUGAGGGAGAUGAGGAGACGGCAGGGUUUCAGGAAGGUGUCUGCAUGGAGGUCCUGGAAAGAAACCCAAAUGGUUGGUGGUACUGUCAGAUCAUGGAUGGUGGGAAACCAUUUAAAGGCUGGGUGCCCUCAAAUUAUUUGGAGAAAAAAAAUUAAUGUUGCAAUAUCUUUAAAUUCUCUAAUUUAUACUGUUCCUGCUGUGUAUAUCUGGAAAAAAAAUCGCUACACCCACAAAAAUUUUUUCCCCGUGCUCUAGUUUGUGCAAAGGGACUGAAUGAUUAUGCUGUGCUGUGUUUGCAGAGCUUUAUGGGGUUAACGUGGCCUGAAGGAAUUUAAGCAAAGAAAAUGAUAGUCAAAUGUCUCUUUUUUUUUUUUUUUUGAAGCUGUUAAUAAUCCUGUGUGUAACAGGGUAUGAUAUCCCAUCUUUCCUGUUAAUGGCAGCAAACCAAACUUGUGCCUUUGCGAGAGAUACAAACUGAUGUAUCCACUUGAGGAAAUCGUUGCGGGGGAGUGUAGUGCCAAACUUAGACAUUUUAGAAUCUCGGCUUCCUCUCUCCUUCCUCUCAUCUCCACGUGGAAUAUCCAGAAGUUUUGAAUGUGUUUUCACAACUUUUAACUGUGCAAAGUGAGUGGGAAUUUGAUUCUAAAAUGCAGAGGAGAACCCCAGCCCUUUCUAGAAGCUCAGAUUUUUCACUCUUCUCAACAGUCAGUUCCAGCGUUGGAGCCUUUUCAUCGUGGAGAGAUUUGGUCUCUGACUUCAACUACGGUUUGUCAGUAUUACUGAACCUCAGAAAUGACAUUCAGGAACCAUAUUGGGGUUUUUUGGCUGCCUUUUGUUCUGUCUCUAGGCUCUUGAGUUGAGACACCAGGUGUUCUUAUGGCCUGUAGGACUACCAGGUGCUUGCAAACACACCACAAAAACAAACCAAUGGACACAACUUUGUGAACAAUGAUUACUUUAAAUACUCCUUGUUUUAGUUCAGUGUGGUGAUUCCUGCCAAGAGAUCCAGGUUGAUUCUCUUUCCUGAGCUGGGUUUUUCCAAAUUUGUCACAAUUUUUAAGUAUUCAAAAUGCCUCUGAGGCCUCAAAGAAGAAAAGCAAUCAAAUGCAUUACUCCUGUUUUCACUAUCAGAUGCAAAUUGGAGCACAUUGACAGAAUCCACAAAGCUGUAAGUUAGAAACAGCCAUAACCUGUUGCGGCAUCAGUGUUUACAAAGGGUGUGGUGGAGAAGCCAUGGAAUUCAGUCUGCACAAUCUUUAAUUUGUAUAUUUUGGGGGAUUUGUUUUUGUUUCUUUCCUGUGCAUUCUGGGUAUUUUUUAAUUAUGCAUUGAUUUACCAAAAGACUUUUUUUUUUUUUUCUUUCUUAAGUGAAAACUAAAGUAGGAGUCAAUUCUGUGAUUGGAUUCCCACUUGAAUCCAAAAAGUACAUUUGUACUGCAAAGAAUGCAUGGGAUUUUCAAGCUCAAAUAGAGAUCUAAUAACAAAGCAAUUAAGGCUACAGUGUGACUAGCUGCCUCUUCCCCACCCCAUCCCCACUUUUCCUUCAUGUUAUUUAUAACUCUAAUGCUUUAAAACAUGACCCAUGGGUGGCGGGGUGGGGAAUAUACAACCAUUUGGAAAGGGCUUGGAUUAGACUGGUUCCUGAGGUAGCCAGUUACUGUACUGUAAGCAUCAGCCACUAUAAAUCCAUACUGUACUUGAGGAAGUCUUGCUUUUGGCAGUUUUUUGAUGGGCUCGUUAAUCAUUUAAGUGAAGAUCAAUAUCCAGUUUCUUUAAGAGGCAGCAUUUCUGUGUCCUGUUUUAAAGGGGAAAAGUCAAUUAUUUCACUGCUCGUGUAUUACACAAAAUGAUGAUACGUGCCCUUUUCUUUUCCAGCCAAACUUCAUACCAAUUACUGGCAUUGGAAAGAUAAAGGGUCUGAUGAUGUAGUUAGCUGGAACCUAACCUGGGGUGGGGCCUAAAAUAGCACAGUAUUGAGUGUGUUGUAGAGUGUUUUCUCUGCCAACAAAACAAAAGACAAUUUACAAGUUGUUCUUGUCUUUAUUUUUUUUGUGAUUCUGGGUUUUUUAACUAAUCACCACGAAAACUUCGAGGAAAAGAUGCCUACAGUCAACACGACUGACGUCCCUUUGCUAGCUGAAAAACCAUUACGUUGCAAUUAAAGGCUGCAAAUGGAGUUCUGUUGAAACCAUGAUGUCCCCGAGUAAUGGUGUGGGAGGGUGUUCUACUUGGAUCCAACGUAAGUCGUGAGGGGGAGGUGUUACCUACACUACCGCCCAUAUCAAAAUGUGUAGAGUCCUCUCUCUGCCUUAUGUUUUACUAUAUAUAUGUAUAUACCUAGUUAACCACAUCUUACUGGAUGUCUGUCUGAGGCGCUGCAGUCCCAUCUCUCAUGCUUCUGUCCAUUUUUAGUUGUACUAAUAUGGUAGCAGUCAUUAAAGACUGCUGGAGCUGUUGUGAGAUUAUAAUAGAAGUAUUCUAUUCUUCUGCUGGACAGUAUUAAAUAGAGCAAUACAUAGUUAUCUGCUAGAUUGCAGUACUAACAGUAGUGACUUAGUGACUUGUGUAAUGUUUUGAUUUACUUUAACAAUAAUGAUGCGGAAGUGGUUCAUUAUUUUGAAUUAAUGCACUUUAACAAUAAAAAAACCAAAAUGGAAGUCAACACAGCGAACUAAGUGCAUUAUUUAAAGGUGCAGUAUAUAAUUUUCAUUUUUUUUAAAAAGCAUGUAUUUAUUAAAAAUUAAUUUAUAAUUAUUUAAAAAUAUGCUGAAGUUUUGUUUUGACAGCACUUUCAUGCUGUCAUCUCCCGAGGAGACAAAAACCACAGCUCCCAAUACUUCUGCAUUGAGCCACUGAACUCUCAAAAUACAGAACAGCAUGACUUGAGUUCUUGCCGAGAGAGAGAGGGACAUUUCUGAUUAGAGAGCAAACCAUUUAGGAAUAUUCAGAUUGUAUCCAACAAAGGAAAGACCACCGAUGCAAAGAAUCUGAGUGGGAGGAGACCUCUGGUGAGGCCAUUGGAGCCUGCAUUGGGACGGGACUGAUUUCAUUAACCCUAAUCUUCCCCUUUCUAUGUGGGUGUCAGGGUAGCUUUGAACACCUCCACAAGUCUGGGCUCUGAAUAAGGUUGUGGAAUUAUGAGGUGCUCAAACCUCGCUAUGACCUGGUGAUACUCUCAGGCUCAAGCCAUUGGAAUUGGAGCCAUUAUUAAACUUUAUAACUAAAGACAGUGUA
Messenger RNA from Chelonoidis abingdonii (Abingdon island giant tortoise), 6997 nucleotides. It is a transcript of the gene SH3PXD2A, whose product is annotated as SH3 and PX domains 2A. Gene Ontology annotation, biological process: superoxide anion generation. Gene Ontology annotation, molecular function: protein binding; superoxide-generating NADPH oxidase activator activity; phosphatidylinositol binding. Lineage: Eukaryota; Metazoa; Chordata; Testudines; Testudinidae. The record is from RefSeq and is a predicted model, not a curated record. Gene Ontology annotation, cellular component: cytoplasm.